AACCCGGUUUUUCUUUCUCUAAUAAUUUCGGACCGUCCCGUUUACCUAAAGACCGUACCCUUCGGCUUCGACCUUCGUCGUCUAUCCCUCCUUCGAUUUUUCCUCAGAUCUAGCUCUGGUUUUCCUCUGAUUAAUUUUUCUAAUCCUCAAAUCAAAUCCCUGAUUUGUUCAAUUCUAUUUAUCCUCUAUUGAUUGACCCCAAAAUCAACUCCAGCCGUUGAUCAUACCCGAUUUUAGGGUUAGGGUUUCGAGUUCGUCCUUUAGACCGUUUUAAUCCUCCGAUCUUCUAUGUUUUUCUUUUCUAUUUUCGGUGUUAUUUAAUUCCCCUCUCUAAUCAGGUUCUGAUUUAGUAGUUUGUCUCGACCCGUUCAAAUUUCUGGGGUUUCGAAGCGUUCGAUUCCUUAGGGUUUGUUCGUUCUGGAAAUUUAUAGAGGGGUUUGGUUCUUUUGCCUGAGACUGAUUGUUUGGAUCCCUAUUUCUCAAUAAUUUUGCGGUUUGACCAAUUCGGGUGUGUAAUUGAUUCGUCUAGGGUUAGGGUUUCAGAAAUAUUUGGGGCUUUUCUAUUUGGUGGAAUUAAGUUGGGGGUUAGUACUAAAGGCACAGGGAAAUCAGCUUUGGGCCUUUGAUUCAGUAAUAUUUUAUCUGAAUUAAGGCUUCUAGGGUUUUAGCUUAAACUUCCUACCUUCGAAGUCUGAAUUCGACGAAUUCGAGAGAUUAGAAUGGGAUUUAAAAGGCCUUUUGUUGAUGAGGAGUUCCCGGAGCUUCCUCAUAAGCACCUUAGGCAGCUUGAGUACAGCCAUAUGCUGAAUCCAUUUGCCGAACUUGUUACUUGUAACAAUUGCCCACAGGAACCUACUUUUUCAGGUGAGUAUGAGGGUGGCUUUCGUCAACUUCAGUGGCAUGAAACGCUUGAAAAAGACAGUGUUACUGAAGUUUCAAAUUUAACUGAUAAGGAUAUUGAGACCAAUGAUCCCUCGUCAUGGAUCUCCAGCAGUUCUAGUGAAGAAGAUGCUGGGUCUGGGGUGUCAUCCUACCCAUCUCUUUCUCCAGAAUAUUUGGAAUUAAAUUUACCACGGAGAAGAUUUGUACCAUUUGAGGAUGCCUAUUCUUCUUUCUUGGAUCACUCUCCUAGGAAACAAGUUCCUGUUGGUCCAAAUCAUCAAGCCAGUAUUCCAUUGUGGGGCAAACAUAUAUAUAAGAACAAGUUAGAUCUGACAGAAAACUUUAACCCCAACAUUGACGUUAGUGAUAGUGAGGAGAAGCUGAUGGGGACUUGUGUUAUCCCAAUGCCUGAUUUAAAUUUGUAUACAGACAAGGGUGACCAUGCUGGCGAUGCCAGGGCAGAUUGUAGUUGUCUGGAUUCUGGCUCUAUUAGAUGUGUUUGCCAGCAUGUCAUGGAAGCACGAGAAAAACUAAGAAAAAUCAUUGGGGAUGAAAAAUUUGUGAAUUUAGGGUUUUCUGACAUGGGAGAGGACGUGGCAUAUGAAUGGACCGAGGAAGAAGAGCAGAUCUUUCAUGAGGUUGUUUACUCCAACCCUGUGUCCUUGGGCAAGAAUUUUUGGAAGCACCUGUCAUUGGCAUUUCCUUCUCGAAGUAAAAAUGAGCUUGUGAGCUAUUAUUUCAAUGUGUUCAUGCUUCGGAGGCGCGCUGCUCAGAACAGAUCUAAAUUGCUGGACAUAGACAGUGAUGAUGAUGAAUGGCAAGGAAGCAAUAGAAGCUCCUACGAGGUUGGAGAUUCAGAAGAAGACGAAGACUCUGCUAUUGAGUCUCUUGUUGAUCAAGAUAAUCAAGUCGAUUUCUCUGAAGAAGAUGAUGCUAGCAAUGAUGAUGAUGCCGACUAUGACAAUGACGGUGAUGAUGACUACAAGGGUGAUGGUAUUGAGCAACCUUGUAGAGAUGGCGUUCCCAAAGAAGAUGGUGGGAUGGAUCUUUUGUCAGAUGCACCCGUUUUGAAUUCCCUUGAUGAGAGCAAAUUUGACCCCUUGUUUCAGCGUGUGGAUAAGACUACAGGGAAUGAUCAGGAGGAUCUCGGCGCCCAAGAUGACUCAUGCUCUUCGUUUGAUUGUCAAGCCAGUAUAGCUAGCUCUUGCGGUCCUGAUAACACUGGAACUGCUUUACAAAGGUGUGAAGUUAAGAGCGAGCAUGGCAAAGCUGAUUGGUGUAGUGAUGCGGUGGGUCAGUUCUAUUUACUGGAGCCCUAUGACGCUAAAGAUUGGGAUGCCAAGUACCCAUCAGCUUCAUUAAAAGGUUUUGAUCUUCUAUCUACAUGGAACAUGAUUGAAGAGGUCUUUGGAGAGGGCAUUUCGGAUAACAAGAUGAUGGGUGACUAAAGCAUCAUCAUCUAGUGGCUAUCUGAGAUAGUUGUGUCUAUUUCUUGUACAUAUCAUCUGGUGCGGCUUUUGCCAGGGCCAAAGAUUUUGGGGCUUUGGCAGCUAUAGUUGUCAUGCAAGAGCAUUUCUUCUAAAGCACCGGAUAUUUUGAUUUUCCAUUUCCUUGUGUACAUCCUUACUGUGAAAUCUCUAAUAUUUGUUGGCAUGUUAAAAUGCUUUGAAUGAGAAUACGUCUUUUGUAAGUUC
Molecule: messenger RNA, 2576 nt
Organism: Corylus avellana
Lineage: Eukaryota; Viridiplantae; Streptophyta; Magnoliopsida; Fagales; Betulaceae
Product: ELM2 domain protein
Molecular function (GO): zinc ion binding
Source: RefSeq, a predicted model, not a curated record